CUUGCCCAAGGGUAAGAUUCCAUUUGAACAACUCCAGGUGUCCCACUAAACCAAAUUUACUCAAUCCAGAUGCUUGUGAAUACCGUUGCAUACGACGACUACACAUCAAUUGUGUUUUUAAUGGACUUGCCACCUCGAGACGUCACUAAAAUCCAGUCUAUUUGUUUUUAUUGCUAUCACUCAGGCGUGUGAUGAAAGGCGUAUUAGCUUUUGUUGACUUUAAUUGAUUGCUAUUGUUCAACGGCUUUGGCUUUUUGGCUGCCAUGGUUAUAAGCAUAGCAAUGCUUUAACAACAAUAAAAAGAGUUGUGCCGCAAUUCACAUCAAUUGGUUGACAAUAACACCAAGGCCUUCGUAAUUACUGUUCAGCGCUGCUCUAUUGAAGACUCUAUAGAUCCAAACCUUACUGUGCAAGAAACUUAACCUACGAUGAAGACUCUGACUUGGUCGGAGCACCGUCUGAUAGAAGCGAUCACUUCAUCGCGCAUUUAUCAGACAAGGCAACUUCUAGAGACAGGAACCUCGGCUGAAUUUCAAGACAAGGAAGGAUUGACUCCAUUGCUCAGAGCUUUAAGGUUGGGAGAUGAAAAGCAUCGCACAAGAACUAGCUUGGUCAAGUUGUUAUUGCAGUAUGGAGCAGACGUAAAUUCUACUGACCCCGAGGGCAGACACGCACUCGCAUAUACCUGCCUCACGCAAAAACUAGACCUCGUGCGGCUUCUUAUAAACACCUCAGUACAUAAUCUGGAUUUUAAUAAGCAAGAUUUAGACGGGAACACUCCUCUGUUGCACGCCGUUAAAGUGGGAAACCUCGAGAUCGUUCGCGUUCUUUUAGAGAGCCUCAACAGGUUUCAGAUUAGUGUAGACGUAAGGAAUGCUGAAGACAGAACCCCAUACCUAGAGGCGGUCAAGUUAGGAAGGGAAGAAUGCGCUCAAAUACUACGAGAUGAAGGCAAUGCCUCCAUGAAUAUCCAAGUCAAUCCUUUCUUGGACUUCGCGAGUGGAGAGAGGGUGGUUAAGCAUGGAGAGGUGAGGAGUGCGGGGACAGACUCUAUUCACAGCAAGGGUUCUUCACGGGCAAAAAGCAGUCCUAAACACAGGAGUGCGAAGAUCGAAAGAUUACGGAAAACAAAAGAAGAAAAACAAAAUCGAUUAUUGAAAAGAAAGGCUUCGCCCCCAAGUAUCAUAAAGGUGGAAAAUCAAGAAGCAGAUAAAAAUCCAGAAAACGAAAAUAUAAAUGGUGUUCAUAUAGUCAGAGAUGAACUCCAUGUCAAAGAGUGUGUAACAAAAGAAUUAGAGAACAAGCCUUUAGAAUUAGCCGAGAUAGCUUCUCCUUCACCUCAGCAUCUCUCAGUAUCUGUGUCCCCCGGUGGUGACGUGCUGAGCUCAAUUGACACCCUGAUAAUUGGGCCCGAAGGCGACACGCCGAUACCUCGGUCCUCGAGGAUUAGCAGGCCUCGAACUGCGGCGCGUAUACACAGCACCAGGCACGAGUUCCCAGGAAGAACAUUUCUAACCUCGGCAUUCUCACAACAGUGCGAUACCAACCGCGAUUCGCCACUUGCUAGACUACCGUGGUCGCGACACUACCGGGCCAAAACCGCACCUAAUAGAACCCUAGAGUCGCACAGGGAAGCCAACAGGAGGUCCAGUAUUAAAUCAAAUGGUCUGUCCGAUGUCCGGGUCAGUCUUUACACUCAAUCCCCCGAACACACGCGGACACGUCGAACCAAGGAUAAAUUAGAUUGUAAUGAUUGCAUGGACGAUAAUUUUAGCUGGUAUUCCCAUUUCAGUGUAAAUACGUCUCCUUCAGUCGCUUGUAUUCACAAGAUGAUGGCGUUAUACGCAGAACAACACUGCCCGGAAUCCUCGUAUCGCCUCGGCUACAAAUUUGUGCCUACCGAACAUUUCCCGCCUUCCUGUCCGACUCCCGAAAGCGAAAUCGAAGGUCCGGCGACAGACGGCCGAAGCUCUUCGGGUAGCACAGUCAAGUCACUCCAUAUGUCGUCGGCUACUCCUAGUGGCCGCAGUAGGAAGUUCUCGACUAUUUCUCGCAGUGUGACUCCCUUUUUGUCAUCAAGGAAGUUAGGAUCUGCGGCGAAAGGCAAGGCCGGGAGAACUUGAAAGGAUUUACCGAAGCUUUUCUUCCCCAAGACGGCCCCCUAUUUCCCUUUUUUUGUAAGGGUGUGCUGCUAGGAAACUGUAGCUUCCAAUAAGACUAAUAAGUCCUUAAGAUCGUUUGAACUUUUCAAGCUAUAGGCGUAUUAUUUGAAAAGAAACUAUUGGUCCUAAAUAAAAAAACGGUAUAUUUUCA
Messenger RNA from Nematostella vectensis (starlet sea anemone), 2313 nucleotides. RefSeq lists its product as uncharacterized. Gene Ontology annotation, molecular function: protein binding. The coding region runs from base 429 to 2123 and encodes 564 amino acids. NCBI's taxonomy places the organism in Eukaryota, Metazoa, Cnidaria, Anthozoa, Actiniaria, Edwardsiidae. The transcript has a single exon. The record is from RefSeq and is a predicted model, not a curated record.